GACCCCGUGUCCCAUUCGUGCGCUCAUUCAAGCUCGCUCCCGAGUUCCUCAGAGCGCACAACGCGCAGAAAUGGCUGCGGCACGAGACCAGGAAUUAAUGCAAUAAUUCAACAUUUCCCGUGAAUUCCCACCGGCGGCGGUUUGGUGGAAGUAUUCAGAGGUCUUCUUAUGUCCCUUCCAGCACUUUUAUUUGAGUACUCCGUCUCUCUAGUUUCUAAAUCCAUGGCUUUUGUUUGAGAAGACAGGACAGCGGAGAGUAACCGGGAAAGAAACACCCAAAUUGUCCGACCGUCUCUAUCCGGGAAAGUGAUUUAUUCGUCUCCUCGACUGCUGAAGGAUGUCGUCUGCACGGGUUGAUUAUAUCGCUCCUUGGUGGACCUACUGGCUUCAUCAGUUUCCUCAUGUGACUCUACGGUUUCAGCCGUUGGAACACACGUUUAAACCGCAAGACGAGAACUACCAGCAGUCGCUCAUCUUCCUGGGCUGUGUAGCAGCAGCUGGGCUCGGUGUGAACCUGCUGUGUCUGGCCAUCUACCUGAGCUGCCUGUGCUGCUGCCGGAAGGAUGAGGAGGAAGAGGAAAGUAAGAAAUCCAACUCUUGCUGUGUCACUUGGGCUGCUGUUGCUGCUGGACUCAUCUGCUGUGUUGCCGUGGGAGUUGGUUUCUAUGGAAACAGUGAAACCAAUGAUGGGGUGUACCAGCUGACCUAUUCUCUCUAUAAUGCCAAUCACACGCUGGCGGGAGUGGACAGUUUGGUUACUGGUACUGUGGGAGGCAUGCAGAGCGGCCUAAAUGAGCACUUGUCUCGAUUGGGCGAGAUCUUUGCCGCACGGGGAGACUUUGUGCAGACACUGCAGUUCAUGCAACAGAUGUCAGACAACAUCAUUAAGCAGCUUCUUGGGCUUCCUGACUGGGAAAAGGCGAAAGUCGACCUGGCCGCCAUAGCUGAUCAGACAGCAUACGUAGAGUAUUACAGGUGGUUGACGUACCUACUGAUACUGAUCUUGGAUCUGGUCAUCUGUCUUGCUGCUUGUCUGGGUCUGGCCAAACAAUCCCGUUGGCUGCUCACUACGAUGAUGAUCUGCGGUGUUCUGACUCUGAUACUGAGUUGGGCAUCUCUCGGAGCUGAUGUGGCCACUGCAGUGGGCACAAGUGAUUUCUGUGUUGCACCAGACAAAUUUCUGAUGAACCAAACAAAAGAUAUAAUCAGCUCAGAUAUUGUGCAUUAUUACUUAUACUGCAGCCAGACGCUCCCCAACCCAUUUCAGCAGUUUGUUUUGCAGUCCCUGACUGUCUUCCAGAGAUCACUGACCACCAUGCAGAUCCAGAUCCAAGGUCUCCUGCAGUUUGCUGUGCCUCUGUUCCCCACAGCUGAGAGGGAUUUAUUGAGUGUUCAGCAUUUAUUGAAUAAUUCAGAGGCCAGUUUACAUCAGCUCACUGCACUUCUAGACUGCCGAGGACUCAAUAAGGACUACCUGGACGCUUUGAUAGGUGUGUGUUAUGAUGGUGUGGAGGGGUUGCUGUAUCUCUGUCUGUUCUCUCUGCUGGCGGCCUGUGCCUUCUCUGUCAUGCUGUGUGCCAUCCCGAGAGCGUGGCGACAGAUUGCCAACAGAGAUAGAGAUUAUGACGACAUUGAUGACGGGGACCCGUUUAACCCUCAGAGCCGGCGAAUGACAUCCCACCAUUCACACCCGGGCAACAUGCACAGCUUCUGCAGCUACAGCAGCAGCAUGGGAAGCCAAACCAGCCUGCACCUUCCAACACAGGCUGUGACCAACGCACCUCUGUCAGAAUAUAUGAACCAGUCUGCGCUGUUUGGAGGAAACCCGCGCCAUGAGAACGUGCCACUGAUUGGGAGGGGAUCUCCACCUCCUUCGCCAUAUAGAAACCGCUACUCUCCAACCAUGAGAGCCACCUACCUCUCCAUGACCGAAGACCAGAUCAGACACUUUGGGGAGGAUUUCAGAGCGUAGAACUGAUCUGUUGUCCUCUGGUCUGAGUCUUUACACGUUGGAAAUAUGGACACAUGGAAAACUCUCACGCCAGCAUGUCUGCGCUUAAAGGAGCACAGUCUGAGAGGAGAACGUCAUUUUAAGAGCACUCUGUGUGUGUGUCCAUGCAGGUGCUUGCAUGUCUGUGUGUGUUUGUCCAUUAUUCUGAUGGUGGGAUGCUUCUUUUCUCUCACUACUGACACAUUUGUGAGGUGCUGAAAUAUCCUCUCUCUAAUAACGGUAUGUUUACACAAUAUUUUCAUUAAAUAGACUGUUGGUCUUCCCUAUUGCCUUUUCAGCUGCAGAAACUGUUUGACGUGGGUGGCAAAAACUUUUUUGAACCAACUUUAUAUUAAGUGUCUUUAACUACCAUGUAAUAACAUUUAAUUUUUUCAUUUGAUGCAGUGCACUUAUUGUGUAUAUGUCUUUACCUGUACUUAUAAUAAAAAAAAACCUGCAUGUAAUUCCAUCUGUAAAUCAUUUCUAUAAUUGCAUCUGCUAUGCAACUAACCAUCCCAUGAAACCUGUCACUCACCUUACUGCAUCCAACCCCCCCCCCCCCCCCACCACCACCACCAAUUUUUUUUUUUUUUUUUUGAUCUUAUGUAAUUUAAUUUCAGCUUCAUUUCAAUUACUGAAAAUUAUUUUUAAUGAAUUUUAGUUAACAAUAACAACCCUGACAACUAUUUUUUUUUUUCAUAAGUACAUAGUAGUGAAAGACAACUAAUAUAAAUAUAGUGGGACCUCUAUUUUUUAGGCAUAAAAAUUGAGCUUUUUUUUUCUAACUGGAGUACAUAACCUUAUAAAAGUUACCAUUUGUCAUUUUAAAGAUUUUGUACAUGUAAGUGUGGACACUGGUUGAAGUAUUAAUAUUCUGUUCAUUGGACAUUUAGUCCUACAUAGUGUACAGCAUUGCUAGUAUCAGCGUAGUAGGUUUGCUAGGUACUUUUCUAAGCAGUUGUUCAUGAACAAAUGUUUUUUUUUUUUUUAGCUACUGUGCAGUGUGGGCUUCAUGGACAUGUCAUCACUUUUUAUGAUGGCUAACUGUACAGAUACUAAUGCAUCAUCUUAUUUUGAAGUGAAGAUUCUUUUGUUUUCUAAAUGUGUUUUGUGCCAAGAAUGGAAGCAUGUUUUGUGCCUCUAAAGCCUUAGUUUUCUUUCCCUUUCAUUGCUUUAUUCAGUGAGCGCCCGCUGAUGUGUAUCUAUGGGAGAGGGGAAUACACUCUUUUCUGUUUCUGUUUUGCAUGUAGAGGCAUUUUAAGCACAACAUGAUCUCUUGAAGUUUAAAGUGACCGAACAUACAGUAGAUUUGUUCCACAAAUUGUGUUUCUGGCAUCCUGAGAGAUGUUCACCUCAUUUCCAGCAGGCACAAAUGAUGCACUUGGAACAUAAAAUCUUCUCAUAUCAACUUGAAAGAGCACACUGAGCCAUCUUCUUCCCACAUAGUAAAUGCAUAUGCUUUGUAAAUAACCUGUAUGAUAACUGAUGUUGUGUGAUGAUUUGUAUUUCUUUCUUUGCUCCAUUCCUGUGUGGCACUUUCAGUUUAUUGUUUGAUAAAAUCAGCUACUUGGACA
Messenger RNA from Cyprinus carpio (common carp), 3564 nucleotides. Its product is annotated as protein tweety homolog 2-like. Gene Ontology annotation, molecular function: volume-sensitive chloride channel activity; intracellularly calcium-gated chloride channel activity. The transcript is spliced from 15 exons. Gene Ontology annotation, cellular component: plasma membrane. The record is from RefSeq and is a predicted model, not a curated record. NCBI's taxonomy places the organism in Eukaryota, Metazoa, Chordata, Actinopteri, Cypriniformes, Cyprinidae. Bases 338 to 1972 code for a protein of 544 amino acids.